ACUUUUUUUUGUCCAAUUCUGUGAAUUGAUCCAGACGGUCUUCUAGCGGUCAGUUCAGUGUUUGUGCUUUUUUUUUUGUUGUUGUUUGUUUUUUUUAAACGUUGUUCAAAAAUCAAACAUUGUGGCUCGGACCGAGCCAUAAACAAUCACAGCCAAUCAACACGAUGCUUCAGGCGCACGGACGGGAGGAUGUAAUUUGAUUGGCUGUUGAGGUCAAAUAUCAACAACCUCUUCCGAAACCGACUCGCAGAACGCAUCUUUAACAUCAUGUAAACACUCAACAGCACACAUUCAUGCACACCACUGUCGCCUGGUUAACCGACAGAGCGCGCUGCUUCGCCGAUACCGACCCAGCACGCGACGAAGAAAAAAAAGUUUCUUUGCUUGAAAAUCUCACGCAGGCGCGCAACAUGCCGUUCGGCCAGUUCCUCCGGUUGACUUUUACCUGCGCGAGGUUUCGGUCCACGACACGAGUGGAAGGAGAAAUGCGAACAGAAACCACUGCUUGGGUGUAACUCACGCGCGGGCACACGGUUGGAAUUAACAACAAGCCACCUACAUUUCGGGCAGAUCUGUAAUCCGCUCUCUAAACGCCACAUGCGGACAAAUCCUCCACGGGAUAGCCUACCAGGGGCGAGCAGGUGAACCACCAAGAUUGCGGAGAUUGGGAGAAAUCACAACUACAAGGUGUCUAGUGAGAGUGAGCGAGUGCGUGACUCCGUCUGAUCAGCUGUCUGCGUGCGUCUGUGUGUGAGUGAGAUAAGUCUACUGGAGUCUCCCGGGUUUCCGGGAGACACUGGCUCGCUGACACCGGGGCAGUACUCGGUCGCGCGGGGAAGAUGAUGGGUUUCCUGCGCAGGACAUUUAGUCGGCGCUCACGGCGGCGGCUCCGCACAACGGCGGACGAGCUAGAUGGUCGAGGGGGGAGCGGCUCUGGACAGAAACACCAGCAGCAGGUGUUACAUCCACCCGUUGUGGUAAGCGGAGGAACCCUCGUCCACAUCCCUGCGGCUGGGGGCACUGCCUCAACAAUAACCUGUCGCGUGGUGUUACUGGACGGUUCAGACGUGAACGUGGAACUGUCGAAAAAGUCUAAAGGCCAGGACCUGUUUGACCAGAUCAUCUACCAUCUUGACCUGGUGGAAUCGGACUACUUUGGACUGCAGUAUGUGGAUCCAGAGCAAGCACCGCAUUGGUUGGAUGUGACAAAGCCCAUAAAGAAGCAGAUCAGAAAUGGUCCUCCAUUCAUCCUGUUUUUUAGGGUAAAGUUUUACUCCUCAGAACCCAACAACCUGCAUGAGGAGUUUACCAGGUACCUUUUUGUGCUGCAGCUGAGACAAGAUAUUCUGUCCGGCAAGUUAAAGUGUCCUUAUGAUGUGACUGUUGAGCUGGGUGCAUACUGCCUACAGAGUGAGAUGGGGGAUUGUGAUCCGCAGGACCACACUCCUGUGCUGGUGUCUGAGUUCCGUUUCUCCCCCAAACAGUCUGAGACUAUGGAGGCUGACAUCUUCCAUAAGUGGAUGGAAUACAGGGGAAUGAGUCCAUCUCAAGCCGAAAUAAGUUUUCUCAAUAAGUGCAAAUGGUUGGAGAUGUAUGGGGUCGACAUGCACGUUGUGAAGGGUCGAGAUGGGGGAGAAUAUGCCCUUGGACUAACGCCCACUGGAAUCCUUGUGUUUGAGGCGUCCAGCAAAAUAGGCCUUUUCUUUUGGCCCAAAAUUACUCGUCUGGACUUUAAGAAGAGUAGAUUAACUUUGGUAGUGGUAGAGGAUGACGAAAAAGGCCGGGAACAGGAGCACACGUUUUUGUUUGAGCUGUCUAGCUCACGCACCUGUAAGCAGCUGUGGAAGUGUGCAGUGGAGAGCCACGCCUUCUUCCGCCUCCGUCAGCCAGUCAAGAACCAGAGCACUCACAGUGACUUCACCCGCCUGGGCUCAAGGUUCAGGUUCAGUGGGAAGACGGAGUACCAGGCAACACAUGGUGGCCGUUUGAGGAGAACAAGUACGUUUGAGAGGCGACCAAGCAAGAGAUACCCCUCCAGGAGCCAAUCACUAAGCAAGGCUACCACUCCCAGCAAACACCCACAUAUAAGUGACCAGAGCAGUCCUGAGGCCAGCCUACGUCAGUAUAAACACAACAUUCCUUUUGGUCAGGAGGCAUGGCAGAGGACACGCCCCCCAAGUCUGACCCCUCCACUUUACGUCCAGCCUCCUGAACUACAAACACCACCACACAGCUUUCCAAUGAGCAGCGCAGAUGCCCAGCGCUUCAGCAUGGAGGAGAAUGAAUAUUCCGGACAGUUCCACCACUACUGCCCUCACCACAUCUACAGCAACCAAGAAGCACUAGGCCUAACACUCUCAAAGCCCAAAGCGUGGGCCAUCCCCAUGCAGCAGCAGCAGCAGCAGCAGCAGCAUCAACAGCUGGAGUCAGUGAUGGACUCUCCCUGGCCGACUCUACACAUCAACAUCAACACGGCGGAGGAGAAGCCCUUGUCUGAAAAGAGCCUCCCCUCGUCCCCGUCCCUCACAGAGGAGCAGAUGAAGAAGAGCAACAUCCUCAUGGUUGCAAAGGUUGAGAAGGAACACUCCUCCCCUGCAGCACAGCCUGCCAGAUCUCAUGAAUCAGAAAAUCCUAAAGAUCGCCGCCGAAGACUGGUCAGACAGUAUAGCUUUAACCAUAGUGAUGAAGAUGAUCUCCCAGAGGCCCUUGCAGCAAUCUCCUCACAGAGCAGCAUGGUGAAAUCUGGCUCCACCAGCUCACUGGAUAAACAGAUACAACCACCCAUAUACCCACCGCAGAUGGAGAUGUGUGACUCUCCACUGUUCUACCAGACCUCCCUCCCACACCUACUGCCCUGUGUGCCAGCACACACUGAGAGUGUGCGUAGUAGUAGUAGUACGGAGGAUCUGAAAAUGGACAGAGAAAAACUGCUGAGGACUCUACUGAUGACCGAACUCUGAGACUUUUACAAACAUAUACACGUACACAUACACACACACACAGACACAUAUACACUGAUGCACAUAUUUAUAUUGGUAUGUUUUAAAAUGCUUUCAGAUUUCCUAAAGUCACUUAAAUAAUUGGGAAUUGAAAUACCACAGGACAGAGCCAAGUAUAAUGGGCAGGACGUGCAGAUGUUACCCAGAGAUUUCACAUGAGAUGCAGCCUGAUUUUGGCUCUUAGUUCAAUCUUACGUGACGUCUCUGGUAUUUAGUCGUUGGUCUUUAGUGUUAAGUCUUCAGUUUAUUUACAACUGUGUGUAUGAGAUGGAAAGCGAAAGCUUGUGAGGGUGACUGUGUGAGAGAAAGAGACAUGAAUUUCUGUUCAUGUCUGUGAAGGAGAGAAUGCUUGUAAAUCAGUGAGACAGAGAGAGAUAGAGAGAGAAAGAGAGAGAAAGAGAGAGAAAAAGAGAUGGUAAAAGACAACACACCCCAUCCAUCAGCAUGCAGACUGGUGGAGUGAUAUCUUUGUUGUGUUGUUUUGGACACAGUUGCCAAGCAACGUCCAAGAAAUCCAUCCAAUUUUUAUCCUCACCAAUCUGUUCUUUUAGUCUCAAUAACCAGACAUGAAGAAACAGUCUGACAGAUCUGCGGGCUGUACGGACUGCACUUUUUACUUGCGGGUGCCUACCUGUUUCCAUUUUACUGAUAUGAACCAUUUAAGGACUACAUGAGUGCUAUAUCAUACCGUCAUAAAAAAAGCUAAAUUGCCAGUGCUGGCAAAACAUUUCACAUUAAUUUAAUUGCUUUGAAAGCUUAUGGUUGAAAUAAGCCUUUUUGCAAUAUGGCCCUGAAAUCCUGAUGGGACCAUUGCGAUUACUAGCAGUGUCAAAUGCUAAUGCAGCUCUGAUUAUGCGGAGAGUAUGAGGGUUUAUACUGUUCUCAUGUGGCUGGAACCUCUUAAUGGGGAGUGGAUCAAUGGCAUCAGCUCUCUGCCUCCUCCCUCUCCACUCUCUUUACAUAUUGAGGGGCAACCCAUUAGAUUGCUGUCAUUGCUGAAACUGUUUGAAAGUGGUGUGUUGGUGCAUGUGAGAGAGAGAGCGAGAGGGUGUGUGUGUGAGGAUGUGUGCUGAGAUUGUAUUGGUGCAUUUUGGUAAGACUCAUAGGUUAGGUUAUACAUCAGGAUGAAGAGCUUUUGUGUGCUCAGUAGAGAGAGAGAGAGAGGGGUAAGCCUUGUAAAUGACGCUUCAUGACAAGAGUUUUUAAUCGUGCGUUACUGACAUGAGCAAUUACAGAGAAAUGGACAAAAAAAAACUCCUCCCCAAAAUGUUAGCACAGUGACAUUUCAGUUUAAUGGCAUUUUAUCUUAACAAGGUUUGAACUUACUGACACGGAUUCAUCCAACGCAGGCAUGGCAACUGACCAGAGGAGGGCGCCAGACACCACCAGUAUAGAACUCCCACCUGAAAGUCUAAAUUCUUAAACCUCCUUCAUUCUUGCAGAUGUGAAGCUGUAAAUCGGUUCUUUUACACUGAAAUGUUUGUAAAUAGUUUAUGUAUGUAUGACAGACGUAUGUAAACAGAUCGCUCUGAGUGCAAACAGUAGUCUGAAUUCCUGUUCACAGAGCUGCCCUUAGCAGGCAGCCAAGCCUGUAUUUCUGUCUCCUUGUGGACAUUUUUCUUAUGCAUCAUUGAUAUUUCACAUCUUGUAAAUAAAUUCAAGUGACUUUAAA
Molecule: messenger RNA, 4671 nt
Organism: Clupea harengus (Atlantic herring)
Lineage: Eukaryota; Metazoa; Chordata; Actinopteri; Clupeiformes; Clupeidae
Gene: epb41l4b
Product: erythrocyte membrane protein band 4.1 like 4B
Biological process (GO): actomyosin structure organization
Cellular component (GO): cytoskeleton
Molecular function (GO): cytoskeletal protein binding
Source: RefSeq, a predicted model, not a curated record